CCAAGCGCUUUCGCCGCAGCGUGGUUCAGUUUUUAGUGUUUUAACUUCCGCAGCCUAAGCUUAGAACUGAAGUGAACUGAGAAAUGGGAAAGAAGAAUAAGAAGAGAGAAGCCGAAACAAAUAGCCCAGCUGAAACCCUAACGUAUCUCAGUCCCCUCUACGCCGCCGACGGUUCUCACAAUAAAAAGAAAAAGCAAAAAACCAAAGCAGAGAAAGUAACCGGCGGCGAAACUACAGAUGCCGACGAAAUCCCCACCGUCACCGUAGCCAUCGCCGGCUCCAUCAUCGACAACGCUCAAUCUCUCGAACUCGCCACUCGUUUGGCAGGUCAAAUUUCUCGUGCUGCAACCAUUUUCCGGAUUGACGAGGUUGUGGUGUUUGAUAAUAAGAGUAGUUUGAGGAAUAAUGGUGCUUUUUCUAAUCAAAAUAGUUCCAAUGAAAUCGAUAGAGGGGCGCCUUUUCUUGUUAGGAUCUUGCAGUACCUUGAGACGCCACAAUAUCUGAGAAAAACACUUUUCCCUAAGCAUAAUACCCUCAGAUAUGUGGGAAUGUUGCCUCCGGUUGAUGCUCCACAUCAUUUGCGCAAGCAUGAAUGGGCUUCCUAUCGGGAAGGUGUCACACUUGAGGAAAAUCCCACAAGCUCUGUGGGAACAAUGGUUGAUGUAGGGUUAGAUAAGAAUGUUGUGGUUGAUCAAGCACUUGAGCCUGGAAUACGAGUCACUGUUGCAAUGGGAACUAACCAAAACAUGGAUUAUGAUUUACCUCGACAGGUUGUCUCCUCUUCCAAGCCAAGGAAAGACACAGGUACAUACUGGGGGUAUAAAGUUCGGUAUGCUUCCAAUAUCAGUUCAGUAUUCUCGGCUUGUCCAUACAAGGGUGGAUAUGAUCACUUGAUUGGUACAUCAGAGCAUGGACAAGUUGUUAAUUCAUCACAGCUUAAUUUACCUGCCUUUAGGCAUUUAUUACUUGCUUUUGGUGGACUUGCUGGGUUGGAAAAGAGUGUAGAUGAAGAUCAUAAUUUAAAGGGAAAAAAUGUGUGUGACAUAUUCAACUUGUAUUUGAACACGUGUCCGCAUCAAGGGAGUCGAACAAUUCGAACAGAGGAAGCACUCUUGAUAUCACUCCAAUACUUCCAAGAACCAAUAACUCGAGCAAUGCAAAGAGAUGCAAGCUGAAGAUAACUUGGGACUAUCAAAUAUGUUGAACCAUCGAGUUGUUUUUUCACAUCGUCGGGAACAGAUCGAAGAAUAUUUCUGUGUCUGUUUGCCUCCUAGGCCCUUAUUUCAGAUGCCUUUCUUUUAUAGUCGGGAUUGGACAACGCAACAAAAUAGGUUCUCUCUUCCCA
Molecule: messenger RNA, 1345 nt
Organism: Hibiscus syriacus
Lineage: Eukaryota; Viridiplantae; Streptophyta; Magnoliopsida; Malvales; Malvaceae
Product: putative methyltransferase C9orf114 homolog
Exons: 11
Coding region: 84-1175 (363 amino acids)
Source: RefSeq, a predicted model, not a curated record